GGUGAGCUUUAAAUAGCAGGUGUUUAAUAUUGAGAGCAUAUCCAGUUGGUUUUAACGCAGUGAACAAUCCACACAAUGUCAGCCACCGGCACAGAGACGAGCGCUCAGCUCCCUCCUCCCGCCGGGAGGGUGUUUUUCCAGACGGCACCCGGUGGAGGCUGCGCCGGGACCGGACCAGUGCAGCGGGAUGACCCGGUCCAGAAGAAACAGGGGAAAGUCACCGUGAAAUACGACAGGAAGGAAUUGAGAAAAAGGCUUAUCUUGGAAGAGUGGAUCAUUGAGCAACUUAGUGAGCUGUAUGAUUGCGAGGAGGAGGAGAUGCCGGAGGUGGAAAUCGACAUCGAUGACCUGCUGGAGGUGAACAGUGAAGACGAGAGGGCAGUGAAACUGCAGGAAUCGCUGAUAGACUGCUAUAAACCUACAGAAGACUUUGUCAAAGAGCUGCUGGGGCGGAUAAGAGGGAUGAGGAAACUCAGCGCACCGCAGAAGAAAGGUCUAUAAUGGCUGCCUGAGGCCAGCAGCCAGGAACUCCACAUCACUCACUCUAGGUGGACUCCUGACACCGGCUCCUCAGAUGUUGUUUUUUUUUUUGUUUUGUUUUGGUUUUUAAUUUAGCUGUGAU
Messenger RNA from Megalops cyprinoides (Indo-Pacific tarpon), 622 nucleotides. RefSeq names its product protein phosphatase 1, regulatory (inhibitor) subunit 14C (gene ppp1r14c). Gene Ontology annotation, molecular function: protein serine/threonine phosphatase inhibitor activity. Bases 76 to 501 code for a protein of 141 amino acids. Gene Ontology annotation, biological process: regulation of phosphorylation. Gene Ontology annotation, cellular component: cytoplasm. The record is from RefSeq and is a predicted model, not a curated record. Lineage: Eukaryota; Metazoa; Chordata; Actinopteri; Elopiformes; Megalopidae. The transcript is spliced from 4 exons.